UUAUUCCAUAAUAAGAAAUCAUCAGAUCAACCAUUUUUGUCCGGUGAUGCAAAAAUACAACUCGUAGAUAAGGUUUCCAACUUUUUAAGAAUGUUACUACCUGUGUCUCGAGUAGUAACGCGAGUUUCCGCUUAUCGAGGAGGCUCUUUGCUUCGUAGAUUUUCCUCGGAGUCUACUUCAGAUUCAGUCAAAUAUACACUCCCCGACACCUCUUUUAAAACUUAUGACUGUGAUCCACCUCCACUCGAAAUUGAA
Messenger RNA from Racocetra fulgida, 255 nucleotides. The record is from the annotation of a GenBank genome assembly. NCBI's taxonomy places the organism in Eukaryota, Fungi, Glomeromycota, Glomeromycetes, Diversisporales, Gigasporaceae.